Drosophila suzukii is the source of this 1308-nucleotide messenger RNA. It is a transcript of the gene UQCR-11L, whose product is annotated as Ubiquinol-cytochrome c reductase 11 kDa subunit-like. Gene Ontology annotation, biological process: mitochondrial electron transport, ubiquinol to cytochrome c. NCBI's taxonomy places the organism in Eukaryota, Metazoa, Arthropoda, Insecta, Diptera, Drosophilidae. The record is from RefSeq and is a predicted model, not a curated record.
AGUUUGGCAGGCAUCCGAACUAACUUUGCUAGUGGAAAAUAGUGAAAAAAGCCACUCACUUACGCGGCCAAUCAGUGCGACGGCUGUAACUAUCUCUAGAAUCGAGUAGUUGAAAUACUUUCGACUUUGCCCUGACCGUUCCAAAGUACAGAUACUUGGCUACCUAGCUACAAUCGCUUGCUUUAGUUUCGUAUAUAUAUUUUUCAAAACUGCACCCUUGCUUAUCAGUUUGAUUACGUUUUUUCACGUUAAUUUCCUUACCUCGGAGCUUGUUCCAGGCAGGUGCCUCUUUUAUUUCAUUUCUAUUUUCUAUCUACGUGCAUGACUUUUGAUUUAUUGACCAGGUCCACUUUUUCCCCUAUCUAUUUGUCUUUAUCAGAGAUUCACUUUUUAUACGGCCAUUAGCCCAAGCGAUUUUCUUCAUUUCGUUUUGCUUUAUUAUUUCGCGAAUGUUAGGACACUCAUAAAGACAACGCAGGUGGUCCUGAUAAGGGAAUCGUGUAGAGUAAGACAAUGGGGAAUUUUGUUAACUGCAGAAAAACUAGGAAGUUAUCUUACGUUCAACUAAUGUUUUAUAUGCAUAGUUAGCCAUGAUAGUAUAAAAGACCUCAGCUGUCAGCCGAGGAAUAACACAAAUAUUUCUAAACAAGAGCUAACUGGAACUGUUCUCCGGAAAAUAAAUUCGUCCUAUUCUUAAUAACUUCAAAUAUGCCAUUCAAAAGCUGGAUUUGGCUGCCUGGCGUUAAGGCCGAGAAUGACGAAGAGGAGUUAGUCGAUCCGCAAGCAGCCCUUAGGGAGAAAUGCCAAGCUAAGGGUCAUAUUGAUUCCCUUUACAAAAAGUAUCAAGAGUGCAAUGAUCGUGUAAACGGGAAAUCAAAAACAACAGAGACGUGCAUGGAGGAAUUAUUCGACUUCGUUGCUGAAUUGGACCAUUGCGUUGCCCACAGUCUUUUCAAAAAACUGAAAUAACUAAAUAGUCACGGAUCAAAACAUUCGCUGCACAAGAAUUAAAUUAGCAAUUGAAUAAACGGCCCUAUAAAAUUCAAGAAAAUGUAGACUUCUUAGAACAAAAAUAUAAUUAUUUCCAGCUAAAACUCGUUCAGGAAAUGCCCAGCUGAGGGUCUCUUUAUCUGAUUUUCACUAUCUAAAUGGAGCGCCAAAAAGCUGGCCUUUUCAGUCGCCGGAUAAGGUUUAUGGGUUUCGGUUAUGUUAACGUCAAAAGCUAAAACCGCUUGCAUCAUAAAUUUAGUGUGUAACUUGCUAUAAACUUCUUAAAUAGUAAAUUGCUAUACAUUGCUUUUAGUGAAA